AUGAACCAAGGAGUCAAAAUCUUCUGCUACCUCCUGGCCUGUAUGCUGAUUUUCACCUUGGCAACGGCGGAUGUGACUGAAGAACCAGGAACUGACGUUAAAGAGACUACUCUUGGAGCCUCAUCGGAGUAUCAAUCCACGGAACCCAUCACUACUACGACUACGGGGAGCGGUGGUAUAUUUGGCUCACUUAUAAGUAUAUUUGGAAGUAUUUUUGGAGGCCCAGCUGAGACGAAAACCACGCCCGCCCCAACGCCCUCAACAGGAGCAACCGCAUCCCCAGCUGCUUAA
Molecule: messenger RNA, 291 nt
Organism: Protopolystoma xenopodis
Lineage: Eukaryota; Metazoa; Platyhelminthes; Monogenea; Polystomatidea; Polystomatidae
Source: the annotation of a GenBank genome assembly